Messenger RNA from Gigantopelta aegis, 2499 nucleotides. RefSeq names its product E3 ubiquitin-protein ligase TRIM56-like. The transcript has 4 exons. Gene Ontology annotation, biological process: positive regulation of DNA-templated transcription. The coding region runs from base 228 to 2063 and encodes 611 amino acids. Gene Ontology annotation, cellular component: nucleoplasm; chromatin. Gene Ontology annotation, molecular function: ubiquitin-protein transferase activity; zinc ion binding. Lineage: Eukaryota; Metazoa; Mollusca; Gastropoda; Neomphalida; Peltospiridae. The record is from RefSeq and is a predicted model, not a curated record.
UCAAGAAAGAUGGUAAUUUAAGGUGUGUAUUUUCACGGGAUCACUGAACAGAAAGUCCGAUCACCCGCCAUGUCGAGUGUGGGCGUGGCAGUGUCGCAGUCCGACACAUGAGGUAUGGAUGGAACUAGCAGCCGUUAAAAUAUAGAACAGUUGUACAGCGCAGUAGGCAGUAGUUGACAGCAUGUUAUUAAUUUUACCAUUCAGGUGAUUAACGAACUCGAACCAAGAUGGCUGAAAGCAGUGUUGUUCCACUUCUUGAGAUACAAGACAAGUUCGUCACGUGUGAGAUUUGUUUUGAUUAUUUCGACGAUCAGGACAAAUCUCCACGUAUCUUACCGUGCUUGCACAACUUCUGCUGCCAAUGCCUGGAGUCGAUUUGGAAGAAAUCACCGACUGGAGUACGAUGUCCCAACUGUCGGAAGGUUUGGCGUGUUCAAAACAACAUAGCAGAAACAUUUCCACAAAACAAGGUACUGAGGAAUUUAGUUGAAUAUCUUACAAUAAAAAACAAGGUGGAUGAAAUCAUGUGCCAUGAAUGUCCUGACAGUUCAAGGGCAACAAUGCGUUGUUUGGACUGUCGGGAAUUCAUGUGCGAUGGAUGCGCAACGUAUCAUAAAAAAUUUGCAGUGUCAAAAGACCACAAGAUCAUCCUAAUUUUAGAUUUGGUUAAUAUGCCUCAUGAUGAUUUUUUUCACCAGACAGAUACGUGCAAAAAACACAACAACAUGAUUUUAGAUCUAUACUGCAAGAAUUGUGCAACUGAUAUCUGUUCAUCAUGUGUUCAUGUCUCUCAUAGAGACCAUGAGAUAUUGGAUCUCAAAGAUAUAUAUGAAGCAAAAAUGGACCACAUGAAAAGAACACUUAGAAAUGUACAAAGAUCAUCAAAAAGAGCACAGAAGUAUACAACAAGACUUUCUGGACAAAAUGCAACUCUAGAUUCGAUGAAAGAAAAUAUUCUAAAACAUAUUGAUGAUUCCUAUGAAGAAAUUAUUCAGAAGUUGUCUCACAAAAAAACCCAGAUGAAAGAAGAUGUCAUUUCAAAUAUAGACAAACAAAAAGCUGACAGAAACGAGCAGAUGAAGUUGAUUGAACAGUCAGAAGUCCUCAAGGCGGACCACGUUCUGCACUGUAAGCAAGCUGUGCAAUUCACACGAGCUGCUGACUUUAUAGAAAUGGCUCCAACCCUUGAAGACAAUCUUCUCUCUGUGAUGGAAGGUCCGGAACUGGUUGAUAUUCCUAUACAAGAGGUUACCAUUGAUGACACGUUCAAGCAGAUAGAGAAAAUUACUGAGAAAACUGGUGUAAUAUGGAAUGGAAUUAUUCUCAACAAAAACAACUCAGACGAGGAUGUGAUGAAAAGAAUUCUCUUCCCUGUUGAUGGACAGUCAGAACAGUACAGAACACUUCUCUUGCCAAAUAUAGAGUAUGAUGCACAGAAGAUAAACCGGAAGCGGUGUAAUAUUACCGAAUCUGGAAUUCUGGCCAACAAACCUUCAGAAGUAAAACAUACUGACCUCACUUCCGGUCUGCAAUGUUUCCAAGGAGUCACAGCCAGGACGCAUGUCCCUACGUCUGGAUGUGCGUUCUGGCAGACGGAAGUCGACUGCAUGGUGCGUGAAUCAGCUGAAUUACACUACCUGAUAGCAGAAGUUGGUGUUUGUCUGGACGAGCACUGUGACGAUACAACAGGGAUUUGUAAUAACAAACAUGCGUGGGGUGUUAUAGUGGCCAGCUGUAAAACUCACAACAGUAUCUGUUUAUUUCCUUAUUCCCGUGGAAAGCAUCUGUGCUGUACUCCUGUGACAGAUUUCAAAACUAACUCACGACUCAAGGUCACACUCGGGCUGUUGGUAGACGUCGACAACGCCACUCUCUACAUUAUCCGCAUUGACGACAACAGAGUUGUACACUCCAUCACAAACAUCGACGUGUCGCGACCGCUGAUGCCAAUGUUUUGUGGUUAUUUUCCUGAAUAUUUUGAUGUUAAAUUGAGAGUAUUAUCUGGCACGGAUCUCUCAGUGACCCGUGAAUUGUUGGUCCUGCUCUCGAGUUUAGUGAAAUAAAUCAUAAUGGGAGAGACAUGAGACCUGAGUCAAUACAAUACAAACCUGUGGAGCCCAGUGUCGACUCCCACACAGGGCGAGUUUAAUUGACCCAAUGGGGAGGUCUGAUUUCCAGCUAGCUAACCAGUAACAACUAACCACUCAACCCUGACUGGGACAGACAUCUAAGUUAGCUGAGGUGUAGACCCAGGGCGAGUAUUGGAGAAAAUGUAUCUUACGAAAUUAAUCUAACAAGCAUUUGAUACUUUUGGAAGCCAUAGUGUCACGGAGUUAACCAUGUUAUUGUCUUCCAAUCUCACGUUAAUGAAAUUGAAUUCAACAUUACAUGACCGGCCUUGGUGGCGUCGUUUUUAGCCAUCGGUCUACAGGCUGGUAGGUACUGGGUUCGGAUCCCAGUCGAGGCAUGGGUUUUUUAAUCCAGAUACCGACUCCAAAC